Eupeodes corollae is the source of this 865-nucleotide messenger RNA. It is a transcript of the gene Polr1F, whose product is annotated as DNA-directed RNA polymerase I subunit RPA43. The transcript has 2 exons. The record is from RefSeq and is a predicted model, not a curated record. Lineage: Eukaryota; Metazoa; Arthropoda; Insecta; Diptera; Syrphidae. Bases 139 to 846 code for a protein of 235 amino acids.
CAUGCCAAAUGUCACUUGAUUCAAACGAUGUUGAUUUCGGUUCAUAUUCAAAGUGCCUUAUUCCUUCCCUUCGAUUUAUCAUUUUUAAUAAUUAUUUAAAAAUUUAAUUCGUGUUUGUUUUUAAUUCAAACAAACACCAUGUCAAAGAUUAGAAAAGUUUCUAAAUACGUCAAAUACACCGAACAAGAACUUGAUGAUUACAAAGAUGCCGCGGGUUCAUGUGUCAAGAAAAUGAGUGCAAAUUUCCAUCUGAAUUUUCUUCCUUCUGGUUUGAAGGAUUUCAAGACAGCGCUACAAAAAUUACUUUUAUAUAAAUUGAUUGGAACCUACGACGAUGUCCUCGAGGGCAUAAUUCUAGACAUACACAAUGUUAAAUUAAUCGGUUCUUCUGCAGCCAUACGCUUUGACGACCCCAAACUGCACAUAGACAUUUCUUCCGAUUGCUAUAUUUUCAAGCCAAUUACUGGAGCAAUUGUACGAGGAACAGUUCGACAUGUAUCUUCUUCUCAAAUCUGUGUUAUUAUAUAUCGUGUUUUUAGUGUAUAUAUAAAGCUUUUAAAUAAAUCUGAUGUUAAACUUGAAGUUAACUCUGAAAUCGAAUUCAAAAUAAAGGCAUUCAAUUUGGAGCAUAUGUACCCGUACAUAGAAGGAGAAUUAGUGAAUAGCAUUGAAUCAAAGAAUAAUCUAAAACGUCCUAAAAUAGAGAUCGAAGAUCCAGGAGAAAUUGAAAAUGUCGUUAAAUUGAUUGAAGACAUCAAGAAAGAUGAAUGCAGUGACUCAGCGUCAAUGUCGCCAUCGAAACCAAAAAAAAGAAAAAAAGGAGUAACAUUUAAAACAGAAGAAUAAAAUAUACAAUUUUUAAAAA